Thamnophis sirtalis is the source of this 658-nucleotide messenger RNA. The record is from RefSeq and is a predicted model, not a curated record. Lineage: Eukaryota; Metazoa; Chordata; Lepidosauria; Squamata; Natricidae.
UAAUGAAUGUUAUAACAAUAGAAGAUUAUAAGAGCACAUAUUGGCCAAAGUUGGACAGUGCCAUAGAUCAGCUUUUAACUCAGAGUCUUGGUGACUAUAUUCCCAUUUCCUAUGAACAAAUAUACAGUUGUGUGUAUAAAUGUGUGUGCCAGCAGCAUUCGGAACAGAUGUAUAGUGACCUAAUAAAAAAGAUAACUAACCACUUAGAGAGAGUCUCAAAGGAGCUGCAGGCCAGCCCUCCAGAUCUCUACAUUGAAAGAUUUAACAUAGCACUUGGGCAGUAUAUGGGAGCAUUACAGAGCAUUGUGCCUCUUUUCAUAUAUAUGAAUAAAUUUUACAUAGAAACCAAGCUUAACCGAGAUUUAAGAAAUGAUCUUAUAAAACUGUUUACGGAACAUGUUGCAGAAAAGCACAUUUACAGCCUGAUGCCUUUACUUCUAGAAGCUCAGUCCACACCUUUUUGGAUAAACCCUUCUACGAUGGCAAACAUUGUCAAAGGAUUAUACAUGCUUAGGCCAGAAUGGGUUCAGAUGGCACCAGCUUUAUUUUCUAAAUUUAUUCCAAACAUCCUUCCUCCUGCUGUAGAAUCUGAGCUUGAGGAAUAUGCUGCUCAGGACCAGAAACUUCAACAAGAACUUAUUCAAGAGGGAUUUUCCAG